This is a messenger RNA of Struthio camelus australis, 6069 nucleotides long. NCBI's taxonomy places the organism in Eukaryota, Metazoa, Chordata, Aves, Struthioniformes, Struthionidae. The record is from RefSeq and is a predicted model, not a curated record.
AUGUGUGCAAUCGUUACAUGGAUAUUGCAGUCUACUGAGCUUUCUCUAAAAUUGUACAAAUGUUAUCAAUUCUCAGAAAUCCAUGCUGAAGUGCAGUUGAAGAAUUAUGGGAAAUUUCUUGAGGAGUAUACAUCUCAGCUGAAGAGAAUUGAGGAUGCUUUGGAUGACUCUGUUGGAGAUGUUUGGGACUUCAGUCUUGAUCCCAUUGCAUUAAAGCUUUUGCCAUAUGAACAGUCUUCUCUGCUGGAGCUCAUAAAGACAGAAAACAAGGUUCUGAACAAAGUAAUAACUGUUUAUGCUGCCCUUUGCUGUGAAAUCAAGAAACUGAAGUACGAGGCAGAAACUAAAUUUUAUAAUGGCCUCUUGUUUUAUGGAGAAGGAGCCACAGAUUCCAGCAUGGUGGAAGGAGAUUGCCAAAUACAGAUGGGAAGAUUUGUUUCUUUCUUGCAGGAGUUGUCUUGCUUUGUUUCCCGAUGUUAUGAAGUGGUGGUGAAUGUAGUGCAUCAGUUGGCUGUUCUCUAUACCAGCAACAAGAAUGCGCCAAAAAUUAUAGAGACAUCAGGAGUUCAUUUUCAGACAGUGUACGAGCAUUUAGGGGAGUUGCUGACAGUCUUAAUCACGCUGGAUGAAAUAAUUGACAAUCAUGCCACUCUGAAAGAUCACUGGACUAUGUACAAGAGGCUGUUAAAAUCUGUCCAUCACAACCCUUCUAAGUUUGGGAUUCAGGAAGAUAAACUGAAGCCAUUUGAAAAGUUACUGUUAAAACUGGAAUGCCAGUUACUUGAUGGAAUGAUAUUUCAGGCCUGUAUAGAACAACAGUUUGAUUCCAUAAAUGGUGGAGUGUCUGUGUCGAAGAACAGCGCGUUUGCUGAAGAGUUUGCUCAUACCGUUCGCACAAUUUUUGCAAAUGUUGAAGCUAAACUUGGUGAACCUUCAGAAAUUGACCAGAGAGAUAAAUAUGUAGGAGUCUGUGGCCUCUUUGUACUCCAUUUUCAGAUUUUUCGGACCAUAGACAAGAAAUUUUACAAGUCAUUGUUAGAUGUCUGCAAAAAGGUACCAGCUAUCACAUUAACUGCUAACAUUGUAUGGUUUGCUGAUAACUUUCUGAUUCAGAAGAUGCCAGCUGCUGCCAAACUUCUGGACAAGAAAAGUAUUCAUACAGUUAAAAUGCAAAGGGAGAAUUUUCUGCAGCAGAAGGCGCAGUCACUCACUAAAGAUAUGCAGUCAUAUUAUGUCUUUGUGAGCUCGUGGAUGACAAAAAUGGAAUCUAUCUUGUCGAAGGAGCAACGAAUGGAUAAGUUUGCUGAAGAUCUUUCUAACCGCUGCAACGUCUUCAUUCAGGGUUUUCUUUAUGCAUAUAGUCUUAGCACCAUCAUUAAGACCACAAUGAAUCUCUACAUGUCAAUGCAAAAACCUAUGACCAAAACCUCGGUGAAAGCUCUGUGCAGGCUUGUGGAACUUCUCAAGGCAAUAGAGCACAUGUUUUACCGCAGAAGUAUGGUUGUGGCAGAUUCUGUGACACACAUCACGCAGCAUCUGCAGUAUCAGGCUCUUCACUCUAUUUCUGUAGCCAAGAAAAGAGUCAUUUCUGAUAAAAAGUACAGCGAGCAACGCCUGGAUGUUCUCUCUGCUUUGGUCUUGGCUGAGAAUACCCUCAAUGGACCAAGUACAAAACAGAGGCGACUAAUUAUUUCCCUUGCGUUGAGUGUGGGAACACAGAUGAAAACUUUUAAAGAUGAAGAACUUCUUCCCCUUCAGUUAGUUCUGAAAAAGCUAGACUUGAUCAGUGAACUUGUAGAGCGAGUUCGGGCACAAUGUGACUGUUGUUUCUUAUACUGGCAUCGAGCAGUCUUUCCAAUCUAUUUAGAUGACGUGUAUGAAAAUGCAGUUGAUUCUGCUAGACUGCAUUAUAUGUUUAGUGCACUACGGGACUGUGUACCUGCUAUGAUGCAUGCAAGACACUUGGAAUCCUGUGAGGUACUUAUGGAAUGCUAUGACAAAGAAAUCAUGGAAGUGCUUAAUGAGCACCUGUUGGACAAAUUAUGUAAAGAGAUAGAAAAGGACCUACGCUUAUCAGUUCAUACGCACCUAAAACUUGAUGACAGAAAUCCCUUCAGAGUUGGUAUGAAGGAUCUAGCUCAAUUCUUCUUUCUGAACCCAAUACGUUUUUUCAAUCGCUUCAUUGACAUAAAAGCUUAUGUGACACACUAUUUGGACAAGACCUUCUACAACUUAACAACUGUAGCUCUUCAUGACUGGGCUACUUACAGUGAAAUGAGAAACCUAGCAACUCAACGAUAUGGUUUAAGUAUGACUGAAGCACAUCUUCCCAGCCAGACUUUGGAACAGGGUCUGGAUGUUUUGGAAAUUAUGAGAAAUAUUCAUGUUUUUGUAUCUCGCUACCUCUACAAUCUGAAUAAUCAGAUAUUCAUUGAAAGAACUAGUAAUAACAAACACUUGAACACUAUCAAUAUUCGACACAUUGCUAAUUCUAUUCGAACUCAUGGAACAGGAAUAAUGAACACAACAGUUAACUUCACUUACCAGUUUUUGAGGAAAAAAUUUUAUAUUUUUAGCCAAUUCAUGUAUGAUGAGCAUAUCAAAUCCAGACUUAUCAAAGACAUCAGAUUCUUCAGGGAAGUCAAGGAUCAAAAUGAUCACAAGUAUCCCUUUGAAAGAGCAGAUAAAUUCAAUCGAGGCAUCAGAAAACUUGGAAUAACCCCGGAUGGCCAAAGUUACCUUGACCAAUUCAGACAACUCAUAAGUCAAAUCGGCAAUGCUAUGGGUUAUGUGCGAAUGAUAAGAUCUGGUGGACUUCACUGCUGUAGUAGUGCAAUUAGGUUUGUUCCUGAUCUGGAAGAUAUUGUUAAUUUUGAAGAGCUAGUGAAAGAAGAAGGGCUCUCAGAAGAAACACAAAAAGCAGCAAGGCAGUUGGACUCUGUCCUCAGUGAUCUCACUCGUAACUUCGCAGAAGGAACAGAGUACUUCAAAAUGCUUGUGGAUGUAUUUGCACCUGAAUUCCGCAGUCCAAAGAAUAUGCAUUUGCGCAACUUCUAUAUAAUUGUUCCCCCGUUGACCCUCAAUUUUGUAGAGCAUUCAAUCAGUUGCAAGGAGAAAUUGAAUAAGAAGAACAAAAGUGGAGCAGCUUUCACUGAUGAUGGAUUUGCCAUGGGUGUGGCUUACAUUCUGAAGCUUUUGGAUCAGUACCAGGAAUUUGAUUCGCUGCACUGGUUCCAGUCUGUUAGAGAGAAAUAUGUGAAGGAAAUAAGAGCAGUAACUAAACAACAGAAUGUGCAGUCCACGAAUCAAGAUGAAAAACUGCUACAAACUAUGAACCUGACCCACAAGCGACUGGAAGUUUGUUUACAGGAAUUUGAACUGCUUUAUUUCUCACUAAGUAGUGCAAGAAUAUUUUUCAGAGCAGAUAAAACUGCAGCAGAAGAAAAUCAGGAGAAGAGAGAAAAAGAAGAAGAAUCUGUUAAAACAAGCAACGGAGAUCUUUCCAACUCUGCGCCUGCAGAUCCUGUUGUGAAAUGAUAAAGCUGAGAAAGGGAAAACAUGGAAAGUAACGUAAUAAACUACUGUUCAUUUAAUACCGAAAGUCUUAUAUGCAUCCGCAGAAGUAAGGAAAUCCAGAGCCAAGACAGAACCACAAUCAGCUCUUCCUUUUAUGACCAGACACUGUGCGAUGGGUGUCUGUAACUAUUAAGUGAUCUUACACUUCAUGACUGUGUUGUGCCUAACUGCAAGUUUCAGCCUCAGAUCUGUGUUUCCUUGCCUUUGUAGGUCUGUUGUACCCUCUGUGUUGUUCAUACAGUUUUACAUGCCUGAUUAUUAAUAAUAAUUGCACUGCAGAUUUCAAAAGCUGCUAAACACUGUGAGAACUCUGUAUAAAUGUAACAUCUUUUAAUGCCUGCAAGUAGAAGUUUCUGUACUGUGCAAGAGUUACUCAAUUCCUGACUUGAGUAAAUAGCCACACUUAGCUUAAAAAUAAGUACCAGUUUCAUUAAAAGAUACAAUUGUGUUCUGAUCUCCCAGAAUAUAAAAUAAGGUCUUAACUAGAUAGAAUAAACGCCCUAGUCAGCCUAACUGAGAAUUCCCUUUUCACUUUUUUGGCAUUUAACUGUACUUUUAGACCAUAAUUGCCAGCUUCUUUCAUCUCUUCUAAUUACAAAAAAGAUAAUGUUUUAAGGUAAAUGGUUCAAUUGCUUCACUGACUGUUAAGAUAAUUCCUGACAGACCUUUGAUUUGCCCUUCUCUGCCAGUCCCUUUAACGUUCAGAAAACUAGAAAUGUUUUUGUUGCAACUGGAGAGACCGGGCUGAUAUGGAAGUCCUUUCGGUGGUUCUGAAAACAUGACCCAGAAGCUUAAUGGACUGUUUAAAUCAGCUGGACUCAUUAAAGCCUUUAUUUUUGACUCAUUGUAACUACAGAGACUGCCCUAGAAAUGCUGCACUACUUAAAUUUCUGCAUUUUUAUUGAUACGUUUCUGUCAUAAUCUGUGUACGUUUUAAUUUUUUGACCAAGUUGUGCCCGCACUGAACAUUCUCAGUAGCGUUGCUGAGAACAGAGGCGUUCGUUCUUGCUGCUGCUGCUUAUUUCCAUUAACUCAUCUUAAGUGAUACGAUUGGUUUUUGGCUAGUCCCGGCCAAGCGCUCCCUUUUCUUCCAUGCCAACUGCAGAAUGACCUACAGAUGUUAGUUGACUUCCUAUGGAUUGACUUGCUGGAUAGCUGUGUACAGUCAAGGCAUUGCCUGCGCUCUCAUGAAACCUGCACUCGUAUUUUCCCUUCUCCCUUUUUCGGAAGGACACUCCUGGAUAGGUAAUAAUUUGCAGUUAACCUUGAACUGUGCAUUUUCCUAAUGUGUGUACAGUGGUAACAAAUCAAUGUGGUUCUGGUGAUGGAAAUUCUGCAAGAUGUAAGCCUAUUUUUGUAGAACCUUUUUUAGAUCUGGGGACCUGAUUGUAUGCUAUAUAGCCAAAUUAACAAACAAAAAAAUUAUAUAUACACAUACAUAAAUAUGUACAGUGAUAAAAACUAUUCUUGCUAAUACCGGAUUGUAGUUAUUGUAUUUAAAAAAUAAUUUGUCAUUUAGCAGCAUAUAAAUGCAGGAAGCUUUUUGUCAUUUGAAAUACAAGGAGGGUUCCAGUUUUAGAUGUCCUGUGUGUCAAUGAAAGUCGCAUUAAGUCCUUGCUGUGGUGCUACUUCUGGACCACUUACCAUUGCUUUUGCCCUCCUGCUCUGAUUGUAGGAACAAAUUGGACCCUAACUGGUUGUCUGGAGAUGUGAGGAUGGAUUAAAAACAAACGAACAAACAAACCAAUCCCCCAAACUAAACCAAACUUCCUGCUCACUCAAAAUUCCUGGAGGUGAUAAAGGAAAGUGAGGAUGAUGAGUUUCCGGCAGGGACAUAACCCUGGUCUCUAGCUCUUUUCAUGGGCAGAACAGGCUGAAGGCCAGUCUGUCUCCCUGAGACAGUAGCUGCCACCACUACUAGCCUGUUGUGCUUGUUCUCGUGACCAGACUGUCACAGGUAGAAGUGGCAGCAGCAGCUCUUCUAAAAAUCUUGAGAGCAGCUUCUGGCUUGCCGCUGUGCCCUUCAGUCAGAAGCCAUGGUGCUGCCUUGGUCUUCCUCCUAACAGCAUCACAUUUAGAAGAAGCAGAGUAUGGCAGAUGCCCUAAUUCACUUUCGACCCUUUUUUGUGUGCCAGCCCCGUGGUCAAAAGUCAUCUGCCAUGGAUUGGUUAGGAGCGGUGGCCCAAGCAGCACCUGACUGGUCUGUGCUUCACUGGGAAGCAAAGUGCUGGUGUAUGUUUUGCUUUGCUGAAGGGUGGAUUCCGGGGGUCCCACUGUAGUCUGUAAUUAGAGGUAAAUUUCAGUUUUCAUCUGAUGUCCAUCAAUGAUGACAACUGUUUUCAGCUUCUCUCAGGUACAAAGGACCAAAUGUAACACUUGCGUUUCCUAACUCCUUGUACAAAUGGGUAUUUUGUUACCUCAGUCUCUUUGGUUCUGUGAGUAGAGUACACCAUGUACAUACAACUGUUAAUAAAUGUAAUUUUGAGAACCUCA